ACAGAGAUUCGAAACAGAGUUUGUAAGGAGAAAGCGAUCACUUUCUUACCCCUGCAUGUGAAGCCAUGCAAUGUGCUCAAACUAUACCCAAUAUACAUACAAAGACAUUAAUUACUCAUACAUACAUACAUACAUACGCCAUCUCCUUCUGAUUAUUCGUUAGUUUCUUCUUCAAAAAACCAAUGCAUCAUUUCCGUUUUCGCCUCCCUUCUUUCUUAUCCUCCGAUCCUCCCUCUCGUCGUCCUCCUCGUCCUCCUUUCCGCCCUGCAGGCGUUGCUCGGCCAUCCCCUAAGGCUUCUUCGUCGGCUGAAAGGAGUGAAAGUUCAUGGGCGGGAGCUUCCACGAGCCAGCAUGUUUCUACGUCGAGGAGAUCGAGAGUCGAAUCCCGAACAAAGAACGAAAACGCUGGAGAGAACGGUAAAAGCACAGACGAAGGUCAAGGGCAACAGAAGAAGAAACUUGUGAUCCAAGCAAGGAAAGCUGUUCAUGAGGGUAGAGAAGAUGCCACUGAGAGCAGAAUCAUAAGGCCUGUUUCCGCGGCAAUGGAGCACGUAACGGCGAUAGAUCAUACGGAGACGAAAACGCAGAAAGCCGAGAGAUCGGAUAACGAUCCGAAAUCAACAAACUUACCAAUCCAUGCAAGUGGAGAGGGCUCUUCCUCCAUGAGCAGAAAGAUCAAACAAGACAUCAAAGACGGUAUCAGCAAGCUAGCUUACCCUGGUAACGACGAGAAAGCCGUGACAGUGGUGACUUUAUCAGGCGAAAACAAAGGAGCAACGAUGCAGAUAGCUUCAGACAUGGCUAAAUCAGACAGUGCAGUCCACAUUCGCCGCGGAUACAGAAGCAAUCCAGACGAAAGCCCUUACACGACCUCAACAGAUGACGAACAAGGACGGAAACACCCAAAAGAACAAGAAGAAGAAGAAUCUCUUGUUAAGGCAUAUGUCAACUGCAACGCACAGAGCAUCAACAACUCGAUCGUGUUCCAAAGCUCUGUUGCAGAAAAUGACCCAGGAGCUCAUGUGAACUUACGAAUCGACGAAGCUAAGAAGGCAAGUGGGUCGCCGGAGAAGAAGCCGACACCUCCGCCGCCGCCGCAACCGGAGAAGAAGCCGGUGAAUGAGCCGAGGGUGAGGAGAAGAUGUCUGAGAGGGCUUUUGGCCGAAUCGACCGAGUCGGAGACAGAGAAUCCUCUGAAGCCUCGGCGGCAUGGUUGCAGAUUCAGGUGCAAAGGCAAAGACAAUGGCUCUGAGAUUUUCUGAAGAAUCUGAGACGAUGAUUUGUGUACGUACUAAUAAUUUCAUUUUGUGAUUUAAAUUGUGAUUUAAUGUAAUAUU
Molecule: messenger RNA, 1337 nt
Organism: Tarenaya hassleriana
Lineage: Eukaryota; Viridiplantae; Streptophyta; Magnoliopsida; Brassicales; Cleomaceae
Exons: 1
Coding region: 183-1262 (359 amino acids)
Source: RefSeq, a predicted model, not a curated record